This is a messenger RNA of Cydia strobilella, 968 nucleotides long. Its product is annotated as histidine-rich glycoprotein-like. Gene Ontology annotation, cellular component: extracellular matrix. The coding region runs from base 64 to 879 and encodes 271 amino acids. NCBI's taxonomy places the organism in Eukaryota, Metazoa, Arthropoda, Insecta, Lepidoptera, Tortricidae. The transcript has 7 exons. The record is from RefSeq and is a predicted model, not a curated record.
AGUGAAAUCAAUAUUGCCUUGAUACCCUUAUCGACUAUAUAAAAGUCGUACAUUUUUCUGAAUAUGUAUCAGUUACUUGCUGGGCUUAGGACAAAGCUAAACAAACCUCAACACAAAAUGUACUCAAAGGUACUUUGCCUCGCUACCAUUCUGGCUGUGGCUGCCGCCCACUACGGUCACUCGUCGCAAUACAUCUCCCGCCACGACGGGCCGGCGCAUCUAGUGCCCAUCCACGGACACCAUGGCCAUCAUGACCAUGACUACUACGCGUACCCUAAAUACGAGUUCGAGUACAAAGUAGACGACCCGCACACCGGUGACCACAAGACCCAGCACGAGCACCGCGAUGGUGAUGUCGUCAAGGGCUUCUACAGCCUGCACGAGCCUGAUGGUUCCAUCAGACACGUCCACUACCACGGCGACAAGCACACCGGAUUCCACGCUGACGUAAAGCACAGCACCCACCACAUCGUCCUGUGCCUCGCCUCCCUUCUGGCCAUCGCCGUCGCCCACCACGGGCACGGGCACGGCCACGCGUUCUCCUCGCAGCACAUCUCCCGCCACGACGGGCCCGCGCACGUCGUGCCCAUCCACGGUCACGGUCACCAUGGCCAUGACCACGGUCACGACCAUGUCGAUUACUACGCUUACCCUAAGUACGAGUUCGAGUACAAAGUAGACGACCCGCACACCGGCGACCACAAGACCCAGCACGAGCACCGCGAUGGUGAUGUCGUCAAGGGCUUCUACAGCCUGCACGAGCCUGAUGGUUCCAUCAGACACGUCCACUACCACGGCGACAAGCACACCGGAUUCCAUGCUGACGUGAAACACGAAACCCACCAUAUCGUGCCCGAGAAACACCACCACCACUACUAAAUUGUUCUUUUAUAUUACAUUUUACGUAUGAAUCUGUGAUCUACCGAUAAUUGUUAUGUUGUAAAUAUUUUUUACCAAAUAUAUUUUUU